Molecule: messenger RNA, 1384 nt
Organism: Mya arenaria
Lineage: Eukaryota; Metazoa; Mollusca; Bivalvia; Myida; Myidae
Exons: 6
Coding region: 173-1384 (403 amino acids)
Biological process (GO): cell-cell adhesion
Cellular component (GO): cell-cell junction
Molecular function (GO): cell adhesion molecule binding
Source: RefSeq, a predicted model, not a curated record
UCCUUAUUUCUUAAUGGCAGUGAAAACUCGGGAAUAACUUAUUCGUAUCCUGAUUUGUGUAUUUAGUUGCAAGAAAAAAGAAACCUUCCUUAUAUCUUAAGGCCUGUGAAAAAUGGAGGAUAACAUAUGCAUAACCUGAUUUAAUAUCACAGUCAAAUUCAUAGCAGAAAAGAUGGAUUAUAUUUUUUUCAUUUGUAAAAUUGUUUAUAUUCUAUUGUGUCUACCAAGUCAUCAAAGCCAAAAAUGUGGCACCUUACGGGUCUUAGAUACCGACGACAUCAAUCAAGGUGAAGAUGUGAGACUAGAAUUCUCAAUUAUCCAAAGUUAUAGCACAAGUUUGGUCCGAUGGUGGAAAUAUGAUAACAACAUAGACACUACCUUACCUCGUUACUCUAUUGACGUUCAAACUGACCGGGUCAUGUUGACAAUACGUAACUUCACAGUCGGGGAUAACGGUGAAUAUGGAGUGAAUUUAAAAGAGACACAGUGCUCACCACCGAACAAAAUUUUACUUACGGUUAAAGAGUCGAAGAAACUUACCAUAAUUCCCCAAUUCCCUGACAACGUUACCAUCCCAGAGUUGGAUUGUGCACAUUGCCUGGUUGGAACAGUUGGCGCCUAUAACAACGUAGAAUGUAUUGUGUCUGGAAUCAGCCGGAAAAAUAUGAACAUGGAGUUAAAGCUGACGAGAAAUGGUCUAGAUGUUCCCAAUGUGACUGCGGAAGCUUUCCCCUUUUAUCGAGCAUUUUAUGCAUACAUGCCGAGUGAAGAAGAUACAGAUCAUACCGUUACUUGCGAGGCCACUGGAGAUGGCCAACAGCCGGUUGCAGUAUCAAUCACUCUUAUUAUUCUGCGGAAACCAUCGAGUCCUACAAUUUUAUUAUCGGGCUCAGUUAAAGAAGGAGAGAAUCCACGUAUAACUUGCCAAUCCUUAAAUGCCAGACCAGAGCCAAGACUCUACUUCAUGUACAAUUCAACAACUUACAAUACAAACAACAGCUUUUCCAAAAUGAGACGCGAUGGAACCGUUGAUGCUAAAACAAUCCUAGGAAACCCUUUCAGCCGUUAUGACAACACUAGGAGUUUAAAUUGUUGCGUUGAGUUUAAAGAGUAUGGCAUAAAUGAAUCUAGAAUGAAAACGAAAUGUUCGACUUCUGCCGGUAUUGAUGUUUUAUUUCCAGCGAAGUUUCUACAGCUCGAAGAAAAGAGAACAAACGAUGCAGAAGGUCAUACCAGUAUCAUGUUGCAGUGUAAAAGCGACGUAUCUAAUCCAAUUAGUAAAAUAAGAUGGAACAUUACGUCAACUUUUCAAUAUGAAUCAUCCCAGGAAAAUGAAAAGGUUGAACAACUGUCUGGUCAUGUAAUGACUGAGGUAACAUAUUGA